Aspergillus glaucus CBS 516.65 is the source of this 1992-nucleotide messenger RNA. RefSeq names its product Zn(II)2Cys6 transcription factor. The record is from RefSeq and is a predicted model, not a curated record. Gene Ontology annotation, biological process: DNA-templated transcription; regulation of DNA-templated transcription. The transcript has 5 exons. Lineage: Eukaryota; Fungi; Ascomycota; Eurotiomycetes; Eurotiales; Aspergillaceae. Gene Ontology annotation, molecular function: DNA binding; zinc ion binding; DNA-binding transcription factor activity, RNA polymerase II-specific. Bases 1 to 1992 code for a protein of 663 amino acids.
AUGCCCCCAGAUCCUUCUGCAAAUAACAAUAAACAGCGUGGGAAAUACACUACCAGAGCAUGCGAAGAAUGUCGCCGUCGUCGCGCCAAGUGCGAUGGAAAAAGGCCAUCUUGCUCUAAGUGUCUCCAGGGGGAUAUCUCAUGUCAGUAUUCAGUCGUGGAAGAUGGUAGGAGGCCAGCGUCGAAGACUUAUGUUCUUUCACUACGGCAGAGGAUCGAGUCGUUGGAGCUGCUUUUGGAGAGGCAUGGGAUUGACCCACAUGAGCGUGAACAGCCGAGUUCCAAAAGAGUGGAUUAUGCGGCAACUGUGAAGAAGGGGGAUGAGGAUGCCGCAAUAGAUGAGCUUGCGGAGGGAGUUAAAGGUAAACUCGCGCUCGAUGAGUCGCUGAAUUUCGAUAAGCAUGGCGAAUUGCGGUAUUUUGGGCCGACGAGUGGAAGGCUCGAAUUCCAGGGUUCUUCUGAUCCUCUCAGUGCCUCCGAUCACGGUAAAAUUUCUGCAAUAACGUGUCUUGAUUCUAUAAUCACAGGUUUGGACGACGUUGGAUUUACAAGACCUAUACAAGAACACCUGAUCAGCCUCUAUUUCAAAUGGGAGCAGCCGUGGUUUGCAGUUGUCGAUGAAGAGCUCUUUCGUCAGAGCAUGUAUUGUUGCGGAAGGUAUUGGAGCUCGCUGCUGCAUCUUGCAAUUCUUGCCGUUGGGUCACGGUACUCGGAUCGUAUAGAUGUCCGAUCAGACCCAGACAAUCCCAACACAGCAGGAAAGUAUUUCCUUGAACAGGCAAAGCGUCGUCUCCAUAGCGAGAUGGAGAGACCUAGUCUGAUGACCAUCCAGACACUGGCUAUUAUUGGCACAUUCUAUGUCGCAAUUGGUGCUGACGCUGCAUGCUGGCUGUAUCUUGGGAUGGCAGGCCGAUUGUGUCUUGAUAUGGGAUUGAAUUUAGAUCCGGCUGGUUUUGAAGAGACGAAUAUGAUGUCGCAUCGGGAAAUUCAGCUGAGGAGACAGAUUUAUUGGACGUUGUACUGUCAUGAUAAGUGGGCUUCUAGCUAUACGGGGAGAGUUUGCUCCAUGCUGGAUUCGCAAGCAGCCGUCAAAAUGCCCGACGACGACGAAAUAUCUGAUACCGAUAGUCCAGCUCUAAAAGCAUUCAGACCACUGCAAAGAGCGAUGAUUAGCAUAUGCAAAAUACAGGAAAACAUUAUUCUCUCACUAUGGGCCCCCAAACCCCUUUUGAAAGACAACCAACGCCCAACCUUCCUGGAGUCCUGUCUUCUAGAUCUGAGAACAUGGUUCUAUGAUCUCCCCACAAAACUCAGAGUCGACCGUCCAAAUGACAUCCCCCACGCAUACAUCCUCCACAUGAUCUACCACACAGCAAGAAUCCUCCUCGCAAAGCCAUUCAUUAUGAGAGGAAAUUCACAUCCGAGCAAGAACCAGACAGGUUGCAAGACCAUCGACCUAGCAACUUCCAUUUGCCGUGAAUCAGCCCGGGCAAUCUGUCUGGUCGCUCAGAGAUACCGGCAGGUAUUUGGCGGUUUUCACCUCAGCCCUAUUUCAGCGACGCAUUGCACGUUAUUGGCGACUUUGGUUUUGCUUGGCGAAAGGGAGAAUCUGAUCCUUCCGUCGCACAAAAAUAAACUAAGUCUUUGUCUGACUGUACUCGACGAACUCUCCAAAUCGUGGCAUCCGGCACGGCUCAUUGGGCAUAAUCUUCGGAAACUUUGCCACUCGGAAAUUCCGAAUCAAAUGAUUUCACCCCCGGGAGGAGAAAAUAACAUCGACCGUGAUGGCAACGAGACUGGGUUCCCAUUGGAUCUGGAUCUAGGACUCGAACUGCCGAAUAUCAGUUUCGAUGGGAUUGAACCGGAGCAACAUACGAAUUUCGGGAGUGCAUUAACUAGUCAGUAUGAGCUUUCUGUGCCGAUGGAAUCCCUUCCGAUUGAUUAUGGGUUCUUUGAUAUUCUAAACCAAUCUAGUUGGGAUCAGAUGUGGUAG